AUGUCCCUGCAGAGGAUCGUGCGUGUGUCCCUGGAGCAUCCCACCAGUGCCGUGUGCGUGGCUGGCGUGGAGACCCUGGUGGACAUUUAUGGGAGCUGUCCCGGAGGCACAGAGAUGCUCGAGGUCUACGGGACCCCCGGUGUGGACGUCUACAUCUCGCCCAGCAUGGAGAGGGGCCGGGAGCGUGCGGACACCAGGCGGUGGCGCUACAACGCAGGGCUGGAGAUCAUCGUGGUCAUGAACUCUCCCAGCAAUGACGUCAACGACAGUCAUGUUCAGAUUUCCUACUACUCCAGACAUAAGCCCCUGCCCCUGGCGUACACCGUGCUCUACCUCACCUGUGUUGACAUCACCCUGGAUUGCGACCUGGACUGUGAGGGCAGGCAGAACGGAAGCUUUGUGGACAAGCGCCAGUGGGUCUGGGGGCCCGAUGGGUAUGGGGCCGUCCUGCUAGUGAACUGUGACAGGGACGACCUGAACUGUGAUGACCGGGACAACUGUGACCAGCACGUGUGCUGCCUGCAAGACCUGGAAGACAUGUCCGUCAUGGUCCUGCGGACCCAGGGCCCCGCUGCCCUCUUCGAUGACCACAGACUCGUCCUCCACACCUCCAGCUACGACGCUAAGCGGGCACGGGUCUUCCACGUCUGCGGUCCCGAGGACUCGUGCGAGGCCUACAGGCAUGUGCUGGGCCGGGACAAGGUGUCCUACGAGGUGCCCCGCUUCCACGGGGACGAGGAGCGCUUCUUCGUGGAGGGCCUCUCCUUCCCCGACGCCAGCUUCUCGGGGCUCGUCUCCUUCCACGUCACCCUGCUGGACGACUCCAAUGAGGAUUUCUCCGAGUCCCCGAUCUUCACUGACACGGUCGUGUUCCGGGUGGCCCCCUGGAUCAUGACGCCCAGCACCCUGCCGCCCCUCGAGGUGUACGUGUGCCAGGUGAGGAACAACACGCAGUUCGUGGACGCAGUGGCGGAGCUGGCCAUGAAGGCCGGCUGCAAGCUGACCAUUCCUGCCCGCAGGCCGAGAAACCGAAAUGACCGUUGGCUGUCCCCAGCUGGGCGUCUCUCUCGUUCGCAGGACGAGAUGGAGCUGGGCUAUGUGCAGGCGCCGCACAAGACCUUCCCGGUGGUCUUCGACUCCCCCAGGAACGGGGAGCUGCAGGACUUCCCUUACAAGAGAAUCCUGGGUCCAGAUUUCGGCUAUGUGACUCGGGAGCCGCAAGACAGCUCUGUGUGUGCCCUGGACUCCUUCGGAAACCUGGAGGUCAGCCCCCCAGUGGUGGCCAACGGGAAAGAGUACCCCCUGGGGAGGAUCCUCAUUGGGGGCAACCUGCCUGGGUCAAGUGGCCGCAGGGUCACCCAGGUGGUGCGGGACUUCCUCCACGCGCAGAGGGUGCAGCCCCCCGUGGAGCUCUUUGUGGACUGGUUGGCCGUGGGCCACGUGGAUGAGUUUCUGAGCUUCGUCCCGGCCCCCGAUGGGAAGGGCUUCCGAAUGCUCCUGGCCAGCCCCGGCGCCUGCUUCAAGCUCUUCCAGGAAAAGCGGAAGUGGGGCCACGGCAGGGCCCUGCUGUUCGAAGGGGUUGUUGGUAACAACCAGGUCACCACCAUCUCCAUCAACCAGGUCCUCUCCAAUGAAAACCUCAUCAGCUACAAUAAGUUCGUGCAGAGCUGCAUCGACUGGAACCGGGAGGUGCUGAAGCGGGAGCUGGGCCUGACGGAGCGGGACAUCGUGGACAUCCCGCAGCUCUUCAAGACCGAGAGGAGAAAGGCGGUGGCCUUCUUCCCUGACUUGGUGAACAUGCUGGUGCUGGGCAAGUACCUGGGCAUCCCCAAGCCCUUCGGGCCCAUCAUCAACGGCCGCUGCUGCCUGGAGGAGAAGGUGCGGUCGCUGCUGGAGCCGCUGGGCCUCCACUGCACCUUCAUCGACGACUUCACCCCGUACCACAUGCUGCACGGGGAGGUGCACUGCGGGACCAACGUGCGCCGGCAGCCCUUCUCCUUCAAGUGGUGGCACAUGGUGCCCUGAGCCUGGCCCCCGGGCGUCC
Myotis lucifugus (little brown bat) is the source of this 2044-nucleotide messenger RNA. RefSeq names its product peptidyl arginine deiminase 3 (gene PADI3). Gene Ontology annotation, molecular function: calcium ion binding; protein-arginine deiminase activity. The coding region runs from base 1 to 2025 and encodes 674 amino acids. The transcript is spliced from 17 exons. Gene Ontology annotation, cellular component: cytoplasm. Lineage: Eukaryota; Metazoa; Chordata; Mammalia; Chiroptera; Vespertilionidae. The record is from RefSeq and is a predicted model, not a curated record.